Molecule: messenger RNA, 2004 nt
Organism: Drosophila simulans
Lineage: Eukaryota; Metazoa; Arthropoda; Insecta; Diptera; Drosophilidae
Exons: 4
Coding region: 329-1789 (486 amino acids)
Biological process (GO): SCF-dependent proteasomal ubiquitin-dependent protein catabolic process
Cellular component (GO): SCF ubiquitin ligase complex
Source: RefSeq, a predicted model, not a curated record
UGACUCUCAGUUUGCGUCGUGCUGUUGGAUCGCGCAGUUCGCUAGUUCGUCGGCAGAAACAGUCUCCUUCGCCUAUAUAAUUUUAGAAUCUAUUUUUACCCCCUAAAUAUAAGGUACACGCAUGUGUAGAAGUGCGCCUUUAGCGGAUAUUGGCCAAAUAGUUACCGUGGAACGUUAGAAAUACUCUAAGGAAGCAGGAAAACAACCAGCAUUGCGCCUGCUACCAAGUGAUGUAACCACGAGCAACACAAAUCCUCUCCUGCGCUCAUCUCCCAGCGGCUUCUGCGUCGUAUUUUGUUUACCUCUGGGCCAAAACCAAAACAGAGACAUGUCGAAAAAGUGCUCAGUGCGAUCGCUGAGCGACAGCGCCUUGGCGGAGCUGGCCAAUCUCUUAGUGUCCACCAUCAGCUACGCGCAGUAUGCCCCGGACGUGCAGCUGGACAUCAACAUCGUGAUGGUGGAACUGAACGAGUAUCUGGCCCAGCUUGGAGCCACUCCCAAUAUAUACCAGGAUCUGCUCAGGGUGAUCGUCAGCUCGGACUAUCUGGACGCCAAUAUGCGGUUCACCUGCCUGCAGAUGCUGCUCAACUGCGGCGUUACUUUCCUGAUGACCGAGGUUUUUCCCUUCAGUUACUACGAAAAGAUUCUCCAGGUGAUUGCAGCCCAAGGAGCUGGACUGAGAGUGCUGAAUAUCAAGGGAAUCUGGGUCAAGGAGGAGCACAUGCACUACAUGUACGAUAUAGUCAGGAAAUGCAAGCAGCUGGUCAAGUUGUAUGUGCCCUAUAUAGCCAACGAUCGGCUGCUGGAGGAGAUUGGUAACUGCUGCACUCGUCUGCAGAUCCUGGACAUUUCCGGCGAGACCGACAUCACGGAAAUCGGCAUCGAUCUGCUGGCCAAGGGCGUCUGCUCACAGUCACUGACCGUUGUGGAUGUGGGCAUGCCAGGCGAGGAGAACAUCUGCUACUCGGACAUUGCCCUCAUCCUGGAGCACUGUCCCCAGGUGGAAACGCUCUCCACUUACUCCUUUGUCGGCGCCUCCCUAAAGUUUAUCCACGACAAUGUCGACGAUCGCUUCAAGUGCCGACUGAAGUACAUCCACGACACAGGAACGGAUGAAGCCACCUUGCAGGUGAUCAUGCAGACGUGUCCUAGACUAGAGGCCCUCUAUCUGGACUCGCCCAAGACGGGUAGCCUGAGGGCUCUUAGCACGCGCAAUUUGCGCAAACUGAAGAUCUACAAAUUUGUGGUGGCCGAGCUACUGCCCCUGCUGGAGCGUCCGAUUGGCAGGAAUCUGCGGCACCUAACCAUGAUCAAGGGACUGGGGAACCUGGAGCUGGGCAAGCUGGCUCGCCUGUGUCCCUCGCUCAUUGAUCUCGACUGCUAUAUGAUCGACAGUCUGUCCUACGGAGCCGGACACGCCAAGUUCCAGCAGCUGGAGGGUCUGGAGAUCCUAAGCAGCGCCAUUCUUACCAGUUCCUUGAAGGCCUUCCUCUGCAAUUCCACCGAUCUGAAGAGACUGGCGGUGGACACGGUGGAGUUCACUGACGAGGAUAUUGUGAGCAUGUUUAUGCAACACGAUUUCAAAGUUUUGGAGGAUGUGUGGUUCACUCUGGCGCCAGAGCUCACAGUGCAGUCUGUGGAGUUACUAAUGGACAGCUGCCCGGAACUGCAGUCCGUGGGUCAACUGAAUGGCUGGUCCCUGACGCCCGAUGAUUUGGCGCUGAUUCGUGGACUCCUUAAGAGCGGCAAUUCGAGCAUUGUACUGACACCAAACGGUUUUCUAGCUUGAGUAUUAUUAAGUCGUUAUUUUCAGCUUUAUAAUUUAAGUUUGUGCUCUACUCUUAAAUUUACUUAUAACGUAAUCGUUUAUCUUUCCAGCGCCUUCAAUAGCACUCGCGUUGUCUCUCUCCCGCCAGGUGGAGCAAACUUUGUUGUGAGCAAGUCAAGUGUUGUGUAUUCUAGUCUGCUUGUGAUAUUAUUAAAAUAAAGUUGCUUUAAAUUAUA